GUAAACACAAGAAUGCAGCGCGUCAGGCAAGGGAGUGUGAGCACAGACAGAGGGCCCUUUCUUACACAGGGUGGGCAGGGCAGGGAGAAGUGACUCUGCCCUGAGAGAGUGACACACACAGGGAGAGAGGAAGAGAGAGAGAGGCAGAAAGAGCGUAAUUCAAUACAGACCAAGUAUGGGGCAAAAUUGAGAGCUUAGAGUAUAUCAACAAUAAGCAGCAGCAGAUAUUGAAGAGGAUAUACAAGGAAGAGGAAAGGAGGAAGAGGAGCUUUACUGGCCUGGACUUCUAAAGUGUUUGCCGAAAAUCUCUCAGAGCCAGAGGAGAGUGGAUUAAAAUAGACAGGAGACUUCAGAGGACCUGAGGUAGAAUCCCCAAAUCCCAAAAGAGGGACACAAACAAACUACUCUGAGAGGCAGACUCCAUAGACAUUCCCAUCGCAGCAAGGAAAGAUCGGAAUCAUUACAGCAACUGAAGGAUUUCAAAGGAAAACGUCCAUCUCUCAUAAAACAAUUAAUCUUUGGUCUUCAAACUUUCUUAAAUAAUGCUUUGGUCUUUAAACCCCCAGACAAGGCACUUAAGGAAGGAGGGGAGGAUAAAGAGAUUCUCCCUGCAUCAAUGAAUUUUCCAGUCUCUUGCUAUCCUCCCUUAGCAUGUGCUACUAUAUCAGCAACAUCUUCACUAUCAAGAGUUCACAAGCACUAGUUCAGGGUCAAAUCACCAUAGAAACAAUCCCCUUCCUGGUAACAGCAAAACCCUUGGCUGACUAAUUCAAUAAUCUAUCCUUGUUUGCUAUUGUGGUUGGCUUCUUCAAUAGAUGACCCUCAAAAGGAGUUGCUAAGACACUCACUGUCAGUGAACCAUGAAGGAAGACAUCUUGGAUUUUUUCAGUAACUUGUGGAAGGUGGCCACCACCAAGCAUGACCAGGGGAUCUACAAUACAGUCUGCCUGGUGGUGCUGCUAGCCCUGCCUAUGGUGGUGCUCUUCACUUCUCUGGUGGUGUGCUGCCACUGCUGCUGCUGUCGCCGGGCCAACUCCACUGGUUGCUGCGGAGACAGCCCAAGUUCAGACACAGCAAAAUCAGACAAAAAGAAGAAGAAGAGUCCCAAAAAUGAGGACUUGUGGAUCUCGGUCAAAAAAGGACCUAUGACACAAGACAGGGUUGCCCUGACGAUGGUGUAGUUGUCGUGACUGAUGUUCAGAUAAGGUUUCAUUCUUUUGUAUUUAUAUGAAGCUCUUUUUUACUGCAAGGUACAGGUACAUAAUGCCGGGCAAGGCCAGGCCUUAGCCUUUUAAAGGCCCUAAGCGAUAUUUGUUUUUAAGUUUUAAAGUUAAUUUCCUGCAAGUCUACACAUUUUGCCAUGGGGUGUACAGAAAAUGUUGCAGUUUUAAAUCACCUUUUUCCAGUUCUACACAUUUUGCCAUGGUGUAGAGAUACAUUUUUUGACCAUUUGAAAGCAACUUUCCUGCAAUUCGACAUAUUUUGCCAUGAUUUAAUGAUACCUGAGUGACAGUGACGAACAAAAUCAACGAGGGCCCCAUGGAGGUCAGGGCCCCUAGGAACGUGAACUGCGUGCCCAGUCGGUAUUCAGCCAUGAUUAUGCCUGGAGCCGGCACUGGUGUUCAAUAUGCUCCAUAGAAAGAGACUAAAAGAGCCAAUAAUAUGUGAUUGAUUGUGUGUGUGCGUGCAUGCAUAUGUGUGCCUGUGCAUAUGCACGUACGUGUUACUCUCAAACUCAACUCUGUACCUUGAAGCUAGUUCCACAGCAUUUUUUGUAUUGUUUCCUUCUAAUCACAGACUGAUUUAGACCUGAGACACCAGGUGUGUGCAAUUACCGAUCAGGUAGAACAGAAAACCAGCAGGCUCCAGACCUCAAAGGGUAAGAGUUGAAUACCCCUGUGUUAGAGUGUGCACUCAACCAGAAGGUUGAGGACUGCUUUUUAUUUCCAAUGCUGGAGGCCAGCAAUCUAGUAUUGUGAUUCGGUUAGAAAGAUCAUGUUUUUUAUAGGUUAGACCAUUUCAAGUUCAAAGCACUUGCAGUUAUUGCACUUACAAUGUGAACAAUGUGAACUUAUGUAACUACUUUGAAAUCUUUUGCUGUAUUUGCUAUAUCCACUAAAUGGAGAUCUCAAUUCCAUUCAUGAGUUGACUAUCAAUCGCUGAAUUUAAUAGAACAAAGUGAAGCACUGAGAUCUUUCAUUUACAUUCCCGUAGAGUAUGCUAAAGCUCAGUAUUGUUGAUGAAUGAGUGUUUCUACCCAACAGUUCCAUGUGUUACGUUACCUUAUGCUCACAUUGCCAUGUGUACUGUCUUGCACUGUCCCUAUUGGUUCAUAAAAUCAUUAUGCGUUAUUAUUAUUAUCUCCAGGCUCUCAGACUUUGGGGUGCUAAGUGGAUCCUUCUUACAUCUUUAUCCCUCAGUGCCAAUAGCCAUCAUUUCACAUGUAGUGAUAUUUACUGGCAUAUCAUAGUUGAGGUACUAUGCCAUCAUUCAGUAUUUUCUACACCAUUGUGUUGAUAAAAUAUAAGUUGUGUGCAUAUGGGGCAUUGUGUGCAAAAUGCACACAUUUUGGUGUGGCAGGUAGCCUAGAGGUUAGAGUGUUGGGCCAGUAGCCGAAAGGUUGCUAGAUCAAAUCCCUGACCUGACAAGGUAGAAAUAUGUUGUUCUGCCCCUGAACAAGGCAGUUAACCCACUGUUCCUAGGCUGUCAUUGUAAAUAAGAGUUUGUUCUUAACUGACUUGCCUAGUUAAAUAAAAUAAAAAUGUGUGCAAAUAGAAGUUUAUAAUUGAUUUACAAAUCCGGUGACAAAUCAGUUUCAUUUGUUAUUUUUUUAUUAUCCCUGUUUUAAGAUCCUUAUUUUGUGCCUAAUAGGCUUCUGUAUUAGUUAUUCACUAAACUUUGAUCGAGACAAACUAUGCAUUAGAACAUACAGGUAACUGACAAAAUAAAGGAAACGCCAACAUAAAUAGGGCGUUGGGCCACCACAAGCAGCAAGAACAGUUUCAAGGUGCUGUGGCAUAGAUUCUACAGUCUGGAACUCCAUUGGAGGGACACAACACCGUUUUCCCACAAUAAAUUCCAUAAUUUGGUGUUUUGUUCAUGGUGGUGGAAAACUCUGUCUCAGGCAUGAUCUGGUAAAUGAGGCAUGCAUGCAUGCACACACGCACGCACGCACACACACACACACACACACACACACACACACACACACACACACACACACACACACACACACACACACUUUAAACCCACCUAAGCUCCUUUGAGACCCCUCUUUCAAAGUCAAUGAGAUUUCUUCUUCUAGUCAUGCCAAAACAAUGGGAAACUGGGCGUUUUACAUAUGACCCUAAGCAUGAUGGGAUGUUAACUGCUUAAUUAACUCAGGAACCACACCUGCGUAAAAGUACUUGCUUUCAAUAUAAUUGGUAUCACUCAUGCAGGGCUAUAUUCAAUCAGAUCCGCUUUAGCCGACAUCCAGAUAGCGGUUGUUUUGACGUGUCAGAGGUGGAACUGUGUUUCAGCUGUCAAAUCCACAAGCGGCUCCUGGCAUUAUAGCCUACCUAAAGGGGACAUUGCCAUUGACUGCACGGAGUCGCAUUAAGAUAAAUCUCCCGCAGCCUUGUUUACAGGUUUGAACACUGGAAUGUGAGAUGUAAUCUACACCUCGAUUAGGCUGAUAGAAAUCCUCUUUAAUGAUUUUUGAUUUGAACAUCAUUAUUUCUGUAUAGCCUACACUCUCGUUUUGAACUUCUAAUGCAAGGGUGAUUGAUGGGUUACAAUGAUCAAGAGCAGCUGCUCUCCAAUUUGACAGCUCCAACGCAGUUACACCUUCGACACCGCCAGAACAUCAGUUAUGAGGGUGGCGGCUACCGCCAGUUAAUGCUUGAUCUGAUUGAGUCUAGGCCUUACUCAAGUGUUUCCUUUAUUUUGUCAGUUACCUAUAUAUUCUGUCUGUUUGUCAUCACACAAGAAAUCGCUGAGGUGAUACAUUUUCGAGUUAUGAGCUCAGGCCACACUGGCGGCUGCGUGAAUCAUUUAUCCUGUCAUUUGAUUUUACAAAACAGCUGGAGAAAAGAGGGACAAAAUAAAGUAUUUUUGUAGCUUUGUUGA
Molecule: messenger RNA, 4110 nt
Organism: Oncorhynchus tshawytscha (Chinook salmon)
Lineage: Eukaryota; Metazoa; Chordata; Actinopteri; Salmoniformes; Salmonidae
Exons: 2
Coding region: 861-1181 (106 amino acids)
Source: RefSeq, a predicted model, not a curated record